AUGGCUGACGUCCGAUCGCUACUACGCAACGAACUAGCUUCGCGCAAGGGCACAUCCCAACCAAACACGACAGGAAACCGUGUCACGAAAAAGCGCAAAGUUGACAGCGGAGACGGCGUUGUCCGAAAGAAGCUACGUGGGGGUGAAUUGGAUGCGUUUCAGUCUGCAUCUGACGCCCCAAGCGCCGGACAUAGCACAGCGGACGAAGGCUCAGAGCAAAUUGACGAUGAUGUUGCGGGCCCAGAACUUCCACAUGAUGCCGACCAAGAAGUUGUCGAACCAGUCACAGAACUUACUCAGCCGACAACCCCAGUCCCGCCACAAAACCAACCUAUGGCUGUAGACGAAGAUGAAUGGGCCGCAUUCGAACGCGAAGUGGCCGAGCCAUCUCGUACACAUCAUGCACCGGCUGCCCUAGCGGCGGAAGCCACGAUUUCGGCUGCACCGAUAACUGCUGCAGAACUCGCCGCACAGCAGGAACAAGCGAAGGCAUCGACAACCCGCACCCGCGAGGCAGAGUUGGAGGGGGAGCGAGAGGAUGCGGCGCGACUCAUGGAAGAAGAGUUUGAUGAGAUGGAGCAGUUGGAGGAGCGCGUCCGAAGACUCAAGCAACAACGCGAGGCGCUACGUCAAACCCGUGCCGAAGAACAGAUACCAGCUGAACCGGUAUCUGAUGUUGGGGAGGCGGAUGCUGCUGAGAGUGAGAGCGAAGAUGAUGACGAGGAAUGGGAUGAUUGGAGAUUCAAGUGA
Messenger RNA from Penicillium soppii, 750 nucleotides. RefSeq lists its product as uncharacterized. The transcript has a single exon. NCBI's taxonomy places the organism in Eukaryota, Fungi, Ascomycota, Eurotiomycetes, Eurotiales, Aspergillaceae. The record is from RefSeq and is a predicted model, not a curated record. Bases 1 to 750 code for a protein of 249 amino acids.